Messenger RNA from Symbiodinium natans, 207 nucleotides. Lineage: Eukaryota; Dinophyceae; Suessiales; Symbiodiniaceae. The record is from the annotation of a GenBank genome assembly.
AUGGCGGCGGAAUCUGCCGGAGAGACGGCGCUGGCAGACGUAAGGCACAGAAAGCCGGAGAUACCCGGUGAGGGCGACGAUGUGCCGCCUUUGAGAAAGUAUUCCGCGUUUGCUAUCGCUCGCCCUUACUUAGCUAAUUCGUGGGACGAAGCGCAUGCUGCUACGCAGGAUUCCAUCGCGUUUUUUUGCACGUGGGCCGUCAAGUAG